CGGUAUAAAUACAGUGUCUUGGUGCAAGAUGAGCACCGACACCCGACAGACUUUCCUUCGUUCAUCUUCCAUCGUAUGAACAUAGCCAUAAGGAUGCUGCAGCAAGCCCUCAAAGUGUCCGGUCGCAGUGCGUCCCCGCUGAUCAAGUGGAUGGAGAAGUGGGCUGAGAGCACAGCUGGCCUGAAGAAGACCGAGGCGGCGCACGGGAUGAAAACCCUAAAGGAGAUGCCGGGACCCACCGUCGCCAAAUUUGCCUGGGACCUCUUCGCCAAACGGGGACUGUCCCGCCUCCACGAGCUGCAGCUUGAGGGUGUGAAGCGCUACGGGCCAAUGUGGAAGGCCAGCUUCGGUCCCAUCCUGACAGUGCACGUGGCCGAACCAGCCCUGAUAGAGCAGGUGCUGAGGCAGGAGGGCCAGACCCCCAUCCGCUCUGACCUCUCCUCUUGGAAGGACUAUAGGAAACAACGAGGCCACGGCUACGGACUGCUCACAGCUGAGGGGGAGGAGUGGCAGGCGGUGCGGAGUCUCCUGGGGAAGCACAUGCUACGUCCGAAGGCGGUGGAGGCCUACGAUGCGACUCUAAACGGCGUGGUAGAUGACCUCAUCACUAAGCUCCGCCUCCGCAGGCGCCAGGACCCCCGCGGCCUCGUUCCGGACAUCGGCAGCGAGUUCUACCGCUUCGGCCUCGAAGGGAUUUCCUCAAUCUUGUUCGAGUCCAGGAUUGGUUGUCUAGACCCUGUGGUUCCCAUGGAGACAGAACGUUUCAUUCAGUCCAUUAACACCAUGUUUGUCAUGACGCUCCUCACCAUGGCUAUGCCCGCCUGGUUACACCAGUUGUUCCCCAAGCCCUGGGACACUUUCUGCCAGUGCUGGGACUACAUGUUCCAAUUCGCAAAAGGUCACAUUGACCAGCGUCUGAUGGAGGAAGCGGAGAAGGUGGCACGGGGAGAGAAAGUGGAGGGGCGAUAUCUGACUUACUUUCUGACCCGCACGGGGCUGCCCAUGAAGACGGUGUACAGCAACGUCACUGAGCUGCUCCUGGCUGGGGUGGACACGAUCUCCAGCACCAUGUCCUGGUCCCUUUACGAGCUGUCUCGGCACACCGAGGUUCAGGCCUCGCUGCGGGAGGAGGUAUUGGCUGUAAUGGGGGGUCGGAGGGUGCCUGGGGCUGCAGACGUGGCUCGCAUGCCCCUCAUGAAGGCUGUGGUCAAGGAAGUUCUCAGACUUUAUCCUGUUAUUCCGGCCAAUGCCAGGGUCAUCGCUGACAAAGACAUCCAGGUCGGAGGCUACCUCCUCCCCAAAAAUACUCUGAUCACCCUCUGCCACUUUGCCACAUCCCGGAAUGCAUCAUUUUUCCCGAACCCAAAUGCCUUCCAGCCCCAACGCUGGCUGAACCGGGAAGAAGGCCACCACCCCUAUGCCUCAGUGCCCUUUGGUGUGGGCAAACGCAGCUGCAUCGGCCGCCGCAUCGCAGAACUGGAGGUCUACCUGGCACUUGCACGAAUUCUGAUGCAGUUUGAUGUGAAGCCCGAUCCAGAAGGCAGUGGUGCAGCAGUCAAACCCAUGACCCGGACACUGCUGGUGCCAGAGAGUGAGAUCAACCUGCAGUUUAUUGAAAGAUGAGUCGAUGACCUGCUGAACACUAGCUAUGUGUAUUUGACUGUGACUGACAAUCCAUGUCUCUCAGAGUGAGACAGUUGGGAGUACUGGGAAAAGCAUUGCGAAAGAGGGCCCGACUGAAUUUGCAGGCCUAAACCCAUAGACCAGCCCCUCAGAUCUCAAGCCCAGUUGGUUUGGGCUGGCCUGGGUCUGAGUUGAUACAGCAGCUGAAUGAGGGGCUAAUAGAGGUCUUUGUUUGAAAACCUUUCUCUCUGUAUAUGAACAGUAGUAGUUGCAUUUCCAGUGAACUGAAACUCACUUCCCACAUUUUUUUGCACAAGGAGGCUAGGAGAUGGUGAAGGGAGGGUAUGGCAAUAUUUCAAGUGCAUUAGAGCCUAUCUUGAAACGUAUCUACAUGCAGAGUGAAAUGCAUAGAACUUGAAACUUUUGACUGAAACUUGAAAAGUGCAUCAGGAGAAAUUAUGUGACAUAGUACUAUAAAGCUGCAAUCAGCAGUAGAAACU
Messenger RNA from Salvelinus sp. IW2-2015, 2123 nucleotides. RefSeq names its product cytochrome P450, family 27, subfamily B, polypeptide 1 (gene cyp27b1). NCBI's taxonomy places the organism in Eukaryota, Metazoa, Chordata, Actinopteri, Salmoniformes, Salmonidae. Gene Ontology annotation, molecular function: iron ion binding; oxidoreductase activity, acting on paired donors, with incorporation or reduction of molecular oxygen; monooxygenase activity. The record is from RefSeq and is a predicted model, not a curated record. Gene Ontology annotation, biological process: cellular response to peptide hormone stimulus; C21-steroid hormone biosynthetic process; glucocorticoid biosynthetic process. Gene Ontology annotation, cellular component: mitochondrial inner membrane.